Molecule: messenger RNA, 549 nt
Organism: Solanum dulcamara
Lineage: Eukaryota; Viridiplantae; Streptophyta; Magnoliopsida; Solanales; Solanaceae
Product: agamous-like MADS-box protein AGL29
Exons: 1
Coding region: 1-549 (182 amino acids)
Biological process (GO): regulation of transcription by RNA polymerase II
Molecular function (GO): DNA-binding transcription factor activity, RNA polymerase II-specific; RNA polymerase II cis-regulatory region sequence-specific DNA binding; protein dimerization activity
Source: RefSeq, a predicted model, not a curated record
AUGGAUGGUAAGAGAACAGCAGGACGCCAAAAAAUUCCACUAGAGAAAAUAGAAAAUGAAACUAAUCGAAAAGUCUCAUUUUCCAAACGUCGUUCAACUUUAUACAAAAAUGCCAGUGAAAUCAUAAGAGACUGCAAUGUCGAUCUUGGAAUAGUUUUAUCUUCCCCAAGUGGUAAACCGUGUGCCUUCGUGCACCCAACUACUGAUGUAGUCAUUGAUCAAUUUGUGGAUCCCAUAUUAGAAUUAGAUCUAGGUUCAAAACUUGUUGCUAAAGCUGCACGUGACAAUGCAAUUCAAAACAACAUCAGUCUAAAUGAACUUGAUGCAACAAAAAAAGUUGUAGAGGAAAAAAUAAGUUCCUUAGACCAAAUGAACGAGGCUGGAGAUGAAUGUUGGUGGGAGUCCAUUGACCGUUUCAAUGCUGAGAAUAUAACCAACUUUGAAAAUUUGUUGAAUUCUGCUGAGGAUUUCAUAAACGGCCAAUUGAAGAAGCCAGAAAAUGGAGCUUCGUCCUCCUUACAUCCUCCACAAGAGAAUGCAGAUAACUAA